AUUAACAAAAUUGACAAAAUUGGGCUGUCAUUUUUCUAUUCAUCGAAUCAAUCAUUGUUGAUUUUGUAAAACAUUAUUUUGAUAAAAGUAGUGGAAAAUGUUUCGAGCUAACAAUUUUGAUAAAUUACUUGAUAAAGCGACUAGUAAUCUGCGCUUAGACCCUGAUUGGCCUACGAUAUUGCAAAUUUGUGAUCUAAUUAGGCAAAAUGAUUGCUCACCAAAAUAUGCAGUGGCUGCUGUUAAAAAGAAACUAUACUCUCAAAACCCACAUCAGGCUAUGUUUGCAUUACUUACACUUGAAAGCAUUGUCAAAAAUUGUGGCUCUGGUGUACAUGAUGAAGUGACUUCCAAAGUGUUCUGUGAAAUGCUCCGUGAUCUGGUCAAGUCGACACAACACGAAAAUUUGCGCACCAAAAUUCUAGAGCUCAUACAAGCCUGGGCUUUUGCUUUCCGCAACUCACCCAAGUAUAGAGCUGUUCAGGAUACAGUGAACAUACUGAAGGCUGAAGGAUUCAAGUUCCCUACGUUGAAAGAGUCAGACGCAAUGUUUUCUGCUGAUACUGCCCCAGAAUGGGCAGAUGGGGAAGUCUGCCACAGGUGUCGUGUAGCAUUCUCUCUGAUGGUCCGUCGCCACCACUGCCGUGCUUGUGGUCAAGUGUUCUGUCAGCAGUGCAGCUCCAAAACUUCCACCUUGCCCAAGUUUGGUAUUGAGAAAGAGGUACGAGUUUGCGAUGCUUGCUUCGAUAAAGUGAGCCGGCCUCCAUCUUCUACUGCAAAGCUUGAAAUUGUUGACACAUCCAAUGACUAUGGACCUACUCAACCUCAGAAGCGUCCCCCCGGUGGGAAGACUGCCGAAGAAUUGCAAGAGGAGGAAGAAUUGCAGCUGGCUCUGGCCCUCAGCCAGUCCGAAGCAGAACAGAAAGAGAAAGAGCGGAAGUCUCGCUCGCACAUCGCGCCUGAAACUACUCUUCAUCCUACACUGUCCCCAACUCCUUCGUCUGUCAGCGCUUCGCCCGAGCACAGCACGCAAGGCAACUCGGAACUGUCCCGGUACCUAGACCGGAACUACUGGGAGCAGCGCUUGUCCCGGGACACGGCUGCCGCCGCGCCCACCGCUCCGGCCCAGGCUAGCGCGUCCCACGUAUCACAUGAUCCUGUUGAUGAAUUUGUGAAACCAACCACAAGUAAAGCCCAAGAAGAUGACGCCGAAGAUAAAGAAAUUGACGAAUUUGUGGAAACACUCAAGUCUCAGGUUGAGAUAUUUGUCAACAGAAUGAAAAGCAACUCUUCCAGGGGAAGAUCUAUAGCCAACGACACAUCAGUGCAAACUCUGUUUAUGAACAUCACGGCUAUGCACUCUCGCCUGCUGAGGUACAUACAGCAACAAGAUGACAAACGCGUGUAUUUGGAGAGCUUACAGGUAUGUUAUUUAAAUUAAUAGUUAUAAUUACCAUGGCACU
Messenger RNA from Ostrinia furnacalis (Asian corn borer), 1460 nucleotides. RefSeq names its product Hepatocyte growth factor regulated tyrosine kinase substrate (gene Hrs). Gene Ontology annotation, biological process: endocytic recycling; receptor internalization. Gene Ontology annotation, cellular component: early endosome. The record is from RefSeq and is a predicted model, not a curated record. The coding region runs from base 98 to 1438 and encodes 446 amino acids. Gene Ontology annotation, molecular function: ubiquitin binding; metal ion binding; phosphatidylinositol binding. NCBI's taxonomy places the organism in Eukaryota, Metazoa, Arthropoda, Insecta, Lepidoptera, Crambidae. The transcript is spliced from 11 exons.